Messenger RNA from Emericellopsis atlantica, 543 nucleotides. RefSeq lists its product as uncharacterized. The transcript has a single exon. Lineage: Eukaryota; Fungi; Ascomycota; Sordariomycetes; Hypocreales; Bionectriaceae. Bases 130 to 432 code for a protein of 100 amino acids. The record is from RefSeq and is a predicted model, not a curated record.
CGGACAGUCCAUGCUUGCCCAGCUGGUGCGUGAAAGCAUCUGCCAACCAACAGCGUCAGGGGAGAUUUGGCCAACGCAGGUACCAUGCGUGAGAGUGGCUUCGCAGUCCAAGCUGGGUAACCGCCGAGCAUGGAGUGGCCGGUGGGUGCGAUGGGCUCCGACUCCGUAGCCUGGCCCCCAACGUCCAUAGUAGUCAAAGAUGGCCUCAAUCUCUUCGCCCUUUGGGUCCUCUUUUUUUUUCCCUUUUCCUCUCCUCACUCUCACAAUCUCAAGAGACUCACGGCUUCGGUACCAGGCCUCCUUUUUGCAGACGUUCUUGUCUGCGUCCCUUCUUUUGCUGUUCGCAGCAUACCACACUCUCUUUUAGCUGGAAACUUGAACCAGCAGGCCUCGGCCAACUUACAAUCACUAAGUCACUCACUCACUAACUAAUACCACACAACACACAAAAUGGCUCUCAACGGAUACUGGGUACGUCUCACCCUUUCAGAGCCUGUCGUGCAAGGCGGGCCAGUCCGAGGCCAAGAAGGUUCCCAGCUAACA